Xenopus laevis (African clawed frog) is the source of this 1306-nucleotide messenger RNA. RefSeq names its product ELOVL fatty acid elongase 2 S homeolog (gene elovl2.S). Lineage: Eukaryota; Metazoa; Chordata; Amphibia; Anura; Pipidae. Gene Ontology annotation, cellular component: membrane; endoplasmic reticulum; endoplasmic reticulum membrane. The coding region runs from base 1 to 1068 and encodes 355 amino acids. Gene Ontology annotation, molecular function: fatty acid elongase activity. The record is from RefSeq and is a predicted model, not a curated record. The transcript is spliced from 8 exons. Gene Ontology annotation, biological process: fatty acid elongation, polyunsaturated fatty acid; very long-chain fatty acid biosynthetic process; fatty acid elongation, saturated fatty acid.
AUGUUUGGUGUUAGAAGAACCAGAAUAUGGGAAAUGUGCUCAGAACGAUGUUUAAUGGGUAACUUGAAACUGGAGGUGCUGGUGAGGCAGAAGACAAAUGAGAAAGAGUAUAAUCUAAAGAUAAGUCAGUAUAACAAACCAGAGGUUGGGGGCAGGCUGCAGGCUGAUGCAAGUCCGUGUACACAGGAGCACAUAGAGAAGCUUGUUCAAGAAAUAAAUGCCUCUGUGGAGUAUUUGUUUGGACCAAGAGAUCCCAGGGUUAGAGGAUGGUUGAUGCUGGAUUCCUACCUACCAACCUUUUUCCUGACACUGCUGUAUUUACUUUUCAUAUGGCUGGGUACCAAAUAUAUGAAGAACAGGCCAGCAUUCUCUCUCAGGGGUCACCUUAUUGUUUACAACCUUGGGGUUACAUUGCUGUCUUUAUACAUGUUAAUAGAGCUUAUUCUUUCAUCAUGGCAAGGGGGCUACAAUUUACAGUGCCAGAACCUUUAUAGUGCGGGAGAAGCAGAUGUUCGGGUGGCCAAAGUAUUGUGGUGGUACUAUUUUUCGAAAGCUAUUGAGUUCAUGGACACAAUAUUUUUUGUUCUACGGAAAAAGAACAGUCAAAUUACAUUCCUUCAUGUAUAUCACCAUACCACUAUGUUCAAUAUAUGGUGGUGUAUAAUGAACUGGAUCCCAUGUGGUUUUUUUGGACCAACGCUUAAUAGCUUUAUUCAUUUUCUCAUGUAUUCAUAUUAUGGUAUGUCAGUUAUUCCAUCCAUGCAUAAAUACCUCUGGUGGAAGAAAUACCUCAUUCAGGCACAGCUGGUGCAGUUCCUGCUUAUAAUUACACACACACUGAGUGCAGCAGUUAAACCCUGUGGGUUUCAUGUUGGGUGCCUCAUGAUCCAGACCUCAUACGUGACCACUCUGGUUAUACUUUUUGUAAACUUUUACUUAAAGACGUACAAGAAAAGACCUUCCAAAUCAGAUCCAAAUGGAUUUCCAGCUGUGACUGAAAUGAAGAAUGGCGAUCACAAAGAAUUAUUAAAUGCAAGCAACGGAAUACUAUAUAAGAAGGAGCAAUAGUGUACUAUGAGGAGAUAUAAAAAUCCCAGAAUGCUCAAUACAGACAUACGAAUCCUCAUACCUACUGACCGAAUUCUACUUGAAACAAUUAUGAAAAAAACUGCACUGAAAUAUUAACCUGAUGACAUUUAGGGUUGGGAAAUGUGCAGCUGAAGCUUUUGUCUAAAUACCACUUUAGCAAUGAUGCAGAUGGAGAGCUUUUUUUUUUAAACUAUAGUCCAGAAAAUGCCUUAUGCCC